Molecule: messenger RNA, 483 nt
Organism: Triticum aestivum (bread wheat)
Lineage: Eukaryota; Viridiplantae; Streptophyta; Magnoliopsida; Poales; Poaceae
Product: G-type lectin S-receptor-like serine/threonine-protein kinase SD2-5
Exons: 1
Coding region: 1-483 (160 amino acids)
Biological process (GO): protein phosphorylation
Molecular function (GO): ATP binding; protein kinase activity
Source: RefSeq, a predicted model, not a curated record
AUGAGCCAAGUUGUUACCAGAAUGAGGGGCACACCUGGAUAUUUAGCUCCUGAAUGGUUGACAUCACAGAUCACGGAAAAGGCCGAUAUCUACAGCUUCGGCGUCGUGGUCAUGGAAAUCAUCAGUGGAAGAAAGAACCUCGACACUUCCCGGUCAGAAGAGAGCAUCCAUCUCAUAAGCCUAUUGGAGGAAAAGGUAAACAGUGAUCGGUUGGUAGAUUUGAUUGACAAUAACAGCAACGACAUGCAAGCACACAAGCAAGAUGCAAUUCAGAUGAUGAUGCUUGCAAUGUGGUGCUUGCAGAUUGAUUGCAAAAAAAGGCCUAAACUGUCUGAGGUUGUAAACGUAUUGGAAGGUGUCAUGACCGCAGACCUCAACAUAGAGCAUAAUUUUGUUGUAACAACUCCAGCAAAUUUUGGUAGCACAGGAAAUGUGAGCUCUUCAGCUCCACAUCUAGCUUCAGAUGUAUCAGGCCCCAGGUGA